AUGUCACAGUGUAGUAAAAGUCUUAUCAAAAACUAUGUCGAAAACUAUUUUACUGAACUCGCACAUAAUGUGUCAUUUGGCAAUUUCUCAAAAUUAUUAAUUUUAACAACACGUUUCCAUGAAAUAGAAAUUUUUAAAGGACAUACCGAAAUUCCGGAUGCGAUAGAUAUAUUUAACAAUAUCCUAAAGAAAAAACGAAGCUGCUUGGGCAAAACUCCUAACAAAUUUUUAAUAUUUUUCACUUCAAUCCAAGCAAUACUUAAAGGCAGUGGACUGGAACGAAAUAAUGUCGCUAGAAUUGCUAGUGCAACAUGGAAAAAUGCAUCUAAAGAUAUAAAAAGCUACUUUGAAAAUUUAUUUAACGAAGUUAGAACUUAUAUUGUGAAUGCUAAAAGACCAACAAAUCCUGUGCAAGCUGAUUUUCCCUCAUUGUGCACUAAUUAUUGUGAUGGAUUUUCUGACACAACAAAACAUUCCUAUUCGUACGACGCUUAUCUCGAUAACAAUAAGCAAAUCUUUCCUCUGUCUCAGAUGUCUUUUUUGAUCUGUCCCGAAAGUAUCACUGGAAAUAUGCAAAUAUUUCCACUGUCUGAGUCAAAUUUUUCAAUUUAUCCCGAAUAUAUGCAGAUGCUUCCACGAUCUCAGCCGACUAUUUUUUCGCAAAGUUCAAUCCAAGGAAAUUUAGAUUAUAUAUGA
This is a messenger RNA of Ambispora gerdemannii, 696 nucleotides long. The record is from the annotation of a GenBank genome assembly. Lineage: Eukaryota; Fungi; Glomeromycota; Glomeromycetes; Archaeosporales; Ambisporaceae.